AUGAACACCUCACAUCACCAUGGACUGCAUCAUUCAUACCGAAAUCACAGCCAGGGGGCUUUGCCAGUGGGAAAGCCUGAUCAAGGUGAGAGAGGAUCAACCUCUGGAUGUUACGAGCAGCUACUCAUCUCCACAGAGGUCUUCCUCACACUCGGGCUCGUCAGUCUCCUGGAGAACAUUUUAGUGAUUGCUGCUAUUAUCAAGAACAAGAACCUUCAUUCUCCCAUGUACUUCUUUAUCUGCAGUUUAGCUGUAGCAGACUUGUUGGUCAGUGUCUCAAAUGCCUCCGAAACGGUAGUGAUGGCACUCAUCACGGGGGGCAACCUAACUUAUCGCGAGAGCAUCAUCAAGAACAUGGACAACAUUUUUGACUCGAUGAUCUGCAGCUCACUGUUGGCCUCCAUUUGGAGUUUGUUGGCCAUAGCGGUGGACCGCUACAUCACAAUCUUCUACGCCUUGCGCUACCACAACAUCAUGACCCAACGGCGGGCGGGCACCAUCAUCACAUGCAUCUGGACCUUGUGUACGGUCUCUGGCGUGCUCUUUAUUGUGUACUCUGAGAGCACCACCGUUCUCAUCUGCCUUAUCAGCAUGUUCUUCACCAUGCUGGCGCUUAUGGCCUCGCUCUACGUCCACAUGUUUCUUCUAGCCCGGCUGCACAUGAAGCGCAUUGCCGCCCUCCCUGGCAACGGCCCUAUCUGGCAGGCGGCAAAUAUGAAAGGGGCCAUCACUAUCACUAUCCUGCUGGGAGUAUUCGUGGUGUGCUGGGCUCCCUUUUUUUUGCACCUCAUCCUCAUGAUCUCUUGCCCCCGGAAUCCAUAUUGCAUCUGUUUCAUGUCCCACUUCAACAUGUAUCUGAUCCUCAUUAUGUGCAACUCGGUCAUAGACCCUCUCAUCUACGCAUUCAGGAGCCAAGAGAUGAGGAAAACCUUCAAGGAGAUCUGCUGCUGCUGGUAUGGACUGGCGUCUCUGUGUGUAUAAGCUUGUUUCUGUUUGACGUCAAAGUACUGUUUGGGAGAUAGAUGUUGACUUGCUGGAUGAUGCUGAGAAUGUGGGAGAUCUAAUUACA
Molecule: messenger RNA, 1069 nt
Organism: Carassius auratus (goldfish)
Lineage: Eukaryota; Metazoa; Chordata; Actinopteri; Cypriniformes; Cyprinidae
Product: melanocortin receptor 4
Exons: 1
Coding region: 1-981 (326 amino acids)
Biological process (GO): G protein-coupled receptor signaling pathway
Cellular component (GO): membrane
Molecular function (GO): melanocortin receptor activity
Source: RefSeq, a predicted model, not a curated record